This is a messenger RNA of Exophiala spinifera, 1740 nucleotides long. RefSeq lists its product as uncharacterized. The transcript has a single exon. The coding region runs from base 1 to 1740 and encodes 579 amino acids. Lineage: Eukaryota; Fungi; Ascomycota; Eurotiomycetes; Chaetothyriales; Herpotrichiellaceae. The record is from RefSeq and is a predicted model, not a curated record.
AUGGAUCAGAUGGACGCGCCACAGACCACAGUGGUGUCCAACACGACACCUGAUCAACCGCAGGCGACUCCAGACAAUGGCCAAGAGGAAAUCGGAGCACCAGAGCCCGCGCCCAUCAAGCCGAAGCGGCACAGAGGUCGCCAGGCGAAGGAUCCCCUGGGACAGACCGUUCAAUUCAAAUGCAACAAAGUCGAAGACCUAGAGCAGCAGCUUCGCGACUAUCUUGCUAGUCCUACUGGUGAUCCUGCACACACCACCCUAGAGUUCUCGUUUCCAGUGACGGCCGCAUUUCUCGUAGCACUGAGAGAGAAGAAAGGGAAUAAGCCUGUGCACGACAAGACUCCAUAUACGUAUAGCCAUUUCAACAAAACUGCUGUCACGGUCAUCGACGCCCUACAGAAUAUUCAAGACCCCAAGGAACAAAUGCUCGCUCAAAAAGGCAUAUCGAAAACUCUGGUCGAUGCGGUCCAGGAGGCCGAUGGAUACCAUUACAGCUUCCACAACCACUGGAUUAGCCGAGAGGAUCAAGCAAGCAGAUUUUCUUACUUCUGCAACGACUCGGUCUUGAAUAAAGGUCGCGCGGCUAAUGAAGGGUCCAAGUUCAAACCAGGUGUCAAAGUGAAGAAGCAGGUGUGGGAGUGCGAUGGUGUGCUGGCCAUCAAGUUCUCUUUGACAAAAAUGAGUCUUCUACUGCACUACAAGCACAUCCCACUCCAUCCAACGUUUGACGAACGAGCUCCACUACCUCGAGCUGGUAGUAAACGUCGAAAACUAAUGGAAAUCUUCCACCCAGAGAAACUACAGCACCUAAAACGAGGCCGACCGAAACGAGCCACAUCGUUAUCCACAUCUCGACCACCAGCGAUAAGGAGCCCCUCUCACAACCAAGAUAUUUCAGCACCUACGCAUCAAGUGUCGAACGGAGCAGCUGCUACAGUUACACGAGAUAGCAGUUUGCAACCGCUCUUCGAUUUUCUUGGCUCUGCGGAGCAGGCAACUACUACUCCGGCCGAGUCGGUCAGCUAUCAAGUUGAGCAUGGUGCUGAAUCUCUGACCAUUAUUCCCCAAGCUGGUCGUGGCAGUGAUACUGGAGUUGCAACGGCUUCCGAAGAGACAGAUGUUGCUCAAGGCGGUCAGCUCCGGGUUGCUGGCUUGAUGACAGGCGCUGCGUCUGGCGAGCAAACUAUCCGGGCCCGCAGGGCGAAAGGCUCUACGAAAAAGAAUAAGAGGACUGCUACUCUCACAGGCACCAAUUCGGCGCCUGCGCCUUCAGCACCCGCUGAUUCGGUGAUGGACCCAGCAACAGAGCUGGAAGCGCUGAGGGCGAAAUUACGAGAAGCGGAGCAAAAGAUCCAGUAUUUGGAGGCUGAGAGAAGUCGUGCAGCCGCCCCUUUGACCUGGACCGGCUCAUCACAGUCACCCUCCACGCCUUUUCAUGAUCCAGCGCCACCGCCACAAGGCUCCAUUCCCGACCUGAACCCCCAACAACACAGUCCACAUGCGCUGCCUCCUCAGUGGCAACCUCAGCACGAUCCCUACUUCUCAGCAUCUUCCCAGAAUGACUCUUUACCUCGAUCUAUGCCACCAGUAAAUCCGGAAUCAGGUCCUUCUUCUUAUAGCCCUUCUCCUAUCCGUACACUACCGGAGAACAUCCCGUAUUAUGGCUUCGUUCCAGCUGUUCGAAAUCCACAUGAUCCUCCACCUCCACGGAAACUUCAGCCCAAACCUCCAGCUGUAUGA